CGCCCACGCGCCCGACCGCACUCCCGGGAAGUCUCGCGAUGCCGUAGCCGGCUGCUCCCGCUGCGGGUGGCUCUGGCUGUUGCUGUGGUUGCCUGAGUUGCUGCUGCUGCGGCGGCGGCGGCGGCAGCGGCGGUACUGGUGGAGGUGUCGGCCCUUGGGCGGAUGUUGACAUUGUGUUGUUGUUAUUGCUGAUGGUAAUGGCGGCGGCGGCGGCGGCGACGGCCGGGACCCCAUCUCCUCUGUAGCCGGAGCCGAGGCAGCGAAGAGCUAACUCCGCGGCCUCUGAGCCCGAGGCAGCGACUCCCCUCAGCCUCCGCCGCCUCGCCUGCCCGUUUCCCGGCCGCGGCCCCGGCCCCUGGAGUCAGGCCCCUUUGGGCAGGGGGCCUCGGAGGCUCAGGAUGGCGGAUUUCGACGAGAUCUAUGAGGAGGAGGAGGACGAGGAGCGGGCCCUGGAGGAGCAGCUGCUCAAAUACUCGCCGGACCCAGUGGUGGUCCGCGGCUCCGGUCACGUCACCGUAUUUGGACUGAGCAACAAAUUUGAAUCAGAAUUCCCUUCUUCGUUAACUGGAAAAGUAGCUCCUGAAGAAUUUAAAGCCAGCAUCAACAGAGUUAACAGUUGUCUUAAGAAGAACCUUCCUGUUAAUGUACGUUGGCUACUUUGUGGCUGCCUUUGUUGCUGCUGCACAUUAGGUUGCAGUAUGUGGCCAGUUAUUUGCCUCAGUAAAAGAACAAGAAGAUCGAUUGAGAAGUUAUUAGAAUGGGAAAACAAUAGGUUAUACCACAAGCUGUGCUUGCACUGGAGACUGAGCAAAAGGAAAUGUGAAACGAAUAACAUGAUGGAAUAUGUCAUCCUCAUAGAAUUUUUACCAAAGACACCGAUUUUUCGACCAGAUUAGCAUUCACUUUAUUUAUAGAGACUUUCCAAGUAUGUUGUCUUUCCAAUGGUGCCUUGCUUGGUGCUCUCCUGGUGGUGACAUAACAUUGGUUCUACAGAAUCGUGUGGUGUUUUUUUUUUUUUUUUUUUUUCUGUUUUUGUUUUUUUAAAUAACCGCAUGUUCUAAGUGUGCAUUUUUGUCAAACUUUGCAACAGUUAUUUCAUACAGAUGUUUAAUACUUAAGUUAUUGUGCUCUUUUCUGUUAUGUAUUCUGAUUUUCAAGGAUUACUUUUUUGUAUUAUCGAAAAAAUACAUUUGAACUUAGCAUAAAAAGUGGCCAGCCUUUUUUAUUUUAUCACCAAGGUACACACACAGUCCUCUAUUUAUUAAUUCCAUAAUAUAGAAGAACACUUUUGUAAGCCUCUACUUAUCUAUUCCAAGCACACUCUUUGUAUUAUUUUUCUUCCUUUUAAAAUUUAAAAUAGUUAUUAUUUUAAAAUAGUAAGUUUUCUUUAAUAGCUUUUUGGAAUCUAACAAAUCCUUUUCCAUACAAUUCCUAAUGCUCUGUUUACAGCAGAAAUAUCUGUUACGUUAUGAAGACCUAUCAACAAAUUUUGAAAGUGUUUCUGUCUUCAGAGGUAGUAAGGCAGUAUUAAAUUAUUUUUAAUAGAAUAGACAAAUAAUGAAUGGUAUGCAUGCACCUAAUGGUUACUAGAGCUCAGGAUCACAAAAUAUAGUAGCAUUACAAUCUGUGUAUAUUUUUGAUCAAGAUGAUGAUAAUGGCCUUACUUGCGUUAUUUUUUAUUGUUUGUCAAAUCUUCUAUAGAAAAGUAUGGAAAUACUCCUUUUAAAAUUUCUAAGGAAAAUACUUCUCCCAAUCUAACAUAAUUGUAGAAUGGAUAUAUGUUUCUGAAAAGUUUUUGAAAGAAAGCAAAAGUUCUAGAAUUAAAAGUAAGCUGGUGUUUAAAUACCCCAUUGAUACUUAGAACAGAUUACUAUUGCUAAGAAACGGAGGACAUAUUUAGUACUGUUUUUAUUCACUAGUUUGCUUUCAGUCCAGUUAUGUAUACUUUUUUGACUGAGAAUGCGACAUGUAAGUUUGAAUCAGAUUAACGUAUUUCUUCUAAAUAUAUACAAAUAUACAUAUCCCCCCCCUUUUGGUUGUACAUAUCUCCAUGCAUUUUAAAACUUUCUAAAUUUCUGAAUGGCCUAUGUGUAAAUUUUUGUUUUUAUAAACCUGAAAUUAUACAAGUUUUAAUGUGUGUCAAGAACUUGUUCCAUUCAACUGUGGUAUCUAGCAAUAAUGUGAAUAACUUUUGAAAUUAUAUAAACUAUGCUUACUAAUUUGUAUUAAGAAUUGGUACCACUAUACAGUAUCUUUUCUCCUUGUAUUAAAUCUUUUAAAUACCAGUUUCUUUAAUUUAUAUACCUGUAUUUUUUAAAAGUAUUUCUCUGUACUUCUCCAAAGUACUGUAAUUGUAUAUAAAUUUGAAUAGUUGGAGUCUAGAAUCUUAUAUCCUAUAUCCUAUAUUGGACAUUAGGAACUAUCUUAAAAACUAGGGUGUUGUUUUUGUUUUUUGUCUGAGAAUUAUUUGUUUCCAUUGCCCCCCAAAACACUUUUCCUACGAAGAGUUCAGAGUACAAAGAUUCAAACACUUCUCGCUUUAUUUAUUGACUUUAUGUCCAGGGCAUGUCCUACCACAUUAAAGUAGUGGAACUAAAAGGGAAUGCUACUCAAAAACUAGUAUUCCUGUAUGGUUUCAGUGUGAAAAGUAUUAAGUGGAGAAGGCUGACUCUGCCUCAGGAUUCAGAAAGAACAGAAAAAUACAUACAUAGACACUGCAACACGUCUACAUAUUUUAGGUAUUCCAUCUCAAAAAUUUUGUAAAUUUGUAGAGUACCAUAUUGAUCAGCUUUAUAGGAAGAACUAUACCUAUUUAGACAUAAUUUUUUUUCUCCUGUUAUUAGUCUUCUGGAAAUUAUAAUUUUAAAAUUAUUCCCAUAAGAAUAUUUUAACAGUAAGAUAAUAUUCAUAGUUGACAAUAUUUAGGAAUAGGAUUUUUUCAAGCUUUUCUGAUUUUGAGAAGUAUGUCAGUUGCUUUAAGUUUCCCUAGAAAUAUGCACUCUCAUUUAAUGUGUGUGUAGAAAAGAACGAUGAAUGACUAAUAUGUGGCAUCACCAUUAGCCAGUUAUACCCUGAGCAGUUCCAUUUCCCCGUUCGGCUUUUCGUUUUUAGCUCCCGCGGAGCCCUCUGGCUUAUCUUUUCUUGAUUCAUGAAUCUAAGGGCCCAUGUUACUAGAAGUUGUAAUGUCAGAGAUGCAUAUGUUGUGUGAACAUUAGCCCAAAGGAAAUAUUUAAAAUGGUAAUUGUUCUUCAGUUCCUAUUUUCUGACUUAAAGUUCCUGAGACAUAAACUAUAGGUACUUUUUAAGUUGGCCAAGAAAAGGUAUUAUUGGCAGAAAAUCUAAUGUGUAGAUUUUACAUAGGCUAAGUGAAUAACUGUGAUCCUUGUUUAUGUAUAAUUGGCAUUUUACAGGUAGUCCAUCAUUCUUGUGUAGAAACAUUUACUUUGCAAAGCUUAUUAUAUUUUAAUACAUGACUACAAUAUAACUGGGUUAAAACGUAUACUCUAAAACCUAAUGACUAUAGUAAAACUCAAGUGACACAGUUAGCUUCUAAGGCAGAUACUGGCCCCGCUCACAAGAGGGUCACCUUACCUAUAGCAAAUGGUCAUCAGAUGCUUUAUUAAGACUCUUCAAUGACUAGGUUCCAUUCAUUUGAAAUUCAAACAUACAAUUUUGGCCAAAAAUCAAGAAGUGUUCAAACCUUUAAUAGUAAGCAAUGAUUCCCUUUUCUUACUAGAAAAAGUACUUUUAUAAUUGAACAGUUUUGGAGCGGGAAGAACUACAAAUUUCUCCAUGGUUGUGUUCUCAAUGUUAUUUGCAGACGACUUCUGAUUGCUUCUUUAUACUAGUAGACACAGGCAAACUGUGUGUAAAACUUUGACAACAUUCCAUAUCCAUCUUUGGUUAUAAAAGAAUGAUAUUAAUAGUGACAGGUACAGCUGGAUUCACAGUUGCAUGUGUUCAAACUACAGUAGUCUUACAUAACAUUAUGUACAUAGACUGUUUCCACUUUUAUGGUAUUCUGCUUUACAGUUACAACCUUGAGCUGCAUGCCUGAUUUUCACUGUAAAUAUUUGCUUUGGCUCGGCUGUUGGUCAGUAGUACUAAAUCAGAAGUACAACCUGUUUAAAAAACUGUCUUUGACUGAAUUCCAGCAUCUAGUCCUGGACCCUGUUUCCUUCUCUCCUGUCCUAUCCUACUGAAGUACCGUGGGUCCUUCUGCUGCCCUCUUGAUGUCCAGAUGGCCAUGGACAGAGUUCACCAUGCCUCUGUCUUCCUUCCCCAGUACAAAUGGUAAUUCUUUUGCGUUCUUGGCUAGGUGUUUAGAAGGCCAAUUAAAUUGAGCUAGUCACAUUAAGUGAUUAAUGGCUGACUCUCUCAAUUCUGCUAAGAUGGUACUUGAAUUUAAAAAAUUUCCUGACUUAAGUUUCCCAUUGUUGCAGUGGUACAAUUGGUAUUUUCCUUUUCAUCAGACUCUAUCAGUCCAGACUCUGCAAGGAUGGUUGCAAGUGGGGCUUCUCAAACCACCAUUUCUGAAGAAAGCUGAUUUAUUCAUAGAGUAUUGGAAAGAAGAGGCUCAAGGCCAAUCCUUUUAUAUAUAUAUAUAUAUAUAUAUAUAUAUAUAUAUAUAUAUAUAAUUUUUAAUGUUUACUUUUGAGAGACAGAGUGGGUGUGGGGGAGGGGCAGAGAGAGGGAGAUCUAGAAUCCGAAACAGGCUCCAGGCUCUGAGCUGUUAGCACAGAGCCCAGUGCGGGGCUCAAACUCACGAAUGAUGAGAUCAUGACCUGAGCCCAAGUCGGAUGCUUAGCCGACUGAGCUACCCAGGCGCCCUAAGGCCAGUCCUAAACCAGACUGUUAAUCAUCCCAUAAUAGUUGUGCUUAAAUAUACUUUUAGAUAUAAUAGCCAACUUUAUGUUAUGUUAAGGAACAUACCUUUUAUUUAAGUUGAACUUUCAAGGUGAUUAGUCUUUAAGGCUUAUUAUCUUGUUCUGUACUUUUACAGAGAUUUUUUGGUAGUAACAAAAGAGAAGCUUAAAUAUUGUUUGUAUUGUGAGUCAUAAUUCUGUGCACUUGUUUCUGUAAUCGGGGAGCAAUACUGCCCUUCCUCCCACCAUGGUAAAUUGAAACAGCAGAGGCUGAUUGUAGCCUUAAUAGUACUGAAAGCAGAAAUUCAGAGUGCUAAUCCUGAUUUUGAAUUUAUUUCUGAUGUUCUGCAAAAUCAUCAAAUUACUUGGCUUCUUUGCAUUUAUUUUCAUUUCCACAAAAGGAAGAUACUAUGACUACCUCAUAUUUUUAAGUCAUUUAUUUUGCUUUUAUUUACUAAAUCCUAUAUAAAAGUAAGUAGCUAGAUGUUCAAUAGUGACAAAUGAGUAGCUUUUUGAUUGAGUUACAAAGUCAGCAGAAAUUUGAGUUACUGUCCAAUUUUGCAUUUAAAAUUAAAGAGUUAGAGUGAGUACUCCUUAUAUAUAUAUAUAGUAAUGAUCUGCAUGUUUAAAAAUCACAUAGACAUUAAAUAUAAUACUUGAGAAAGGUUUCUUUCUAAUAAGACCCUUUAAGAUAAUAGGUACAUCUCAGAUACUUGAGCAAAACCAUGCCCCCCCUUUAGUGACAUUUCCUCUACUUCAUAAAACAUGGUGCUCGGAAUUUGAGAGUUGAGUGCUUUUUUCUCUGUAUGAAAGAUAGUAUAUUGCUUUCCUAGCUCUUUGUCAGAAAUAUUUCAGUGAACUAACUAUACCAGGCAUUCUUAAUUUGGGCAGAUAAGCCAACAUUUUAUUUGUAAAGAAAGUCAACCAGCCUUUAAGAGAAGACAAGUAAUGGAUCAGUGUUUUGGCUACUCUUCUGGACCAUAAUACAUUCUCAAACUGCAGAUUUCCUCCUAUUAUCUUGCCUGCCGGUUUGUAAUUUAGUAUAGCUGGUUCCAGUUCUUUCUUGACACAAAUACUAUACAGAUUUAAAAUGUUCUAGAAGGAAAGAGCAUUCUGUUCUCUCAAGAAACCUUUGGCACUAAUAAAAAGACCACCUCCUUCUUUAUCUUCUAGUAGCAGCUUAUUUAAUUAGGUUAAUUGCAAUAAUCUCAUUGCAUUGCUCUGAGGUCUUCAUGAACAGGAGUUUGUAUUAACUGAAGUUAUCAAAGCCCUUUGAAAGUUCGUAUUUCUCUUUACAUUUGUCGGAGCUAAUGACUGACAUCUUGUCCUGGCAGAAGAGUUAAGCGUUAUGAAGCUGGCAGUGGAAGCAAGGUAGAAAUGACUGGAAAGCAGUAUGCUGAAAUCUACUGGCCAAGAGAAGUAACUGCAUUGUUAUCCUACACUUUGGUUACAAGGGGCAAAAUUAUGCAAUGGCUGGGAAUUGCACACAGCUUUACUGCUUCCUUUUUAUACAUUCUUUAUGUAUUACAAUGGAAUUUUUUUUUAAAAUUUGUUCUAGAUAGUUUUCCUCGGCUAUCAUGUCCUUUGAGAAGAGAAUGGGAGGCUACCUUGAAUAAAGUAUUCUUUUAUUUAUCUUUUAUAAUGGAAGUGUGACAGUUUUUUAAAAAAUACUAAAUAAAGGAUUUUAGGAAUUUGUUCCUAUAUAUAUCCUUAAUGAGCAUGGAAUAGUUUUCACAUAGAAUAAUCAGAAACUCAUGAUGGGUGAACAAUUAUGCAGACCCAAGAUCACGGUCUGUAUUGUGUUUUCAGUUAAUUCUAGUUACAGUCAGGUAAGUCUAGUAACAUUGUAAAAAAUGAAAAUAACCGGUAAAAUAUACAGCUGAAUUUUAAAGGUAUUUGUAUUUUUCUUUCAUUGAGAAAUUAACACCAUUGUCAAACAUCUGUUUUUAUUAAAAUUAGAUUUUUGGGGGGUUAGAUAAAAAUUUGUUGACCUUCAUAAUUGUGAAGAAAUAUGUAGAUGGGUUAUAUGUGAGGCGAUUUGCUUUUUGGUCACAUGUUGGUUGCAGUAGGUUUGGUCUUAUAAAAUCAAGUCUUAAUUGAGGGUUUUUCUAGUAAAUGGAUUUCUAAUUUGAAAUAGGGGACUUUUUUUUUUACUUUUUCUUUACUUGCUUGCUUUGGCUAGUUGAGUUUUUGUUAAGUGAGUUGGUUUUAAUGAGUGACUUCAGUGUAUGUUUCUAUGCUUGAAACUAAAAUGUGGGCUGAUUUACAGCAUUUGGUCUUUGCAGACUCUACUAUAUUAGAUAAAAUUUUAAGGCAAUUUAGGUGAAGUUGAAAAAGAGAGCCUGGUACGUAGAGAUCAAAUCGCUUUAAAAGAAAUUGGCCAAACUAAGGAUGUCUGUUGAAUUGACCAUGUAAAUGAAUAUACACACACAACUACUUCUGUGGACAUGGAUUGUACGAAUAUCAGGGAAUUAAAUAAUUGACAUUAUGUAUAUGAGUUUAGGAACCAUGCCUAACAAACCUUUAUAUUUAUGUGUUCAUAACUUGCACGUAAUUAGAAAAAAGAAUAGGAAAAAAUACAACUUAUAUAUUAUCUUUUUUCUCCAAAGAUCUUAUUUAAGUUGUUCCUAAAUUUCAAAAGCCAAUACAGCUUUAAAAUAGGAUUCUCAGUUAUCUUAUUUAGGUUUAGCCUCGGUUUUUAAGCUUUCAGGGGGACACAAAUAAUUCUAAUCACUACUCCUGUAAAUAUACAUAUUUAGCAGUGUUUAAAGUUUGUUGUAUUGUUUCAAAUGACUGUCAUACAGAUUUUUUACGUUUUCAUUGUACCUGAUGACCCAGCACACACAUGCACACAAACUUCAUUCGAAGAUAAAUUGUAACUCAGCUUACUAAGGCAUCUCGUCACAGUAGGCAGGAAAGGUGCUUCCGUCCGUCACCUGGAUUGCUGACGUUAAAAAAAAAAAUUCUAUUUGAAACAUUUAAAAACUAAGAGGGAAAUUUUGUGUUUGUGGAUUAUUUGUUUCCUCAAAUCAUCUCAGUAUUGUAGUUUUCAAAGAAUUGAUUCUUUAUUUUCUGAAUUCCUGCUCUUUCAUUAGCUUAUUUUUUUUUUCAUUCUGAUGAGAAAAAUAUGAGAGUUCUCAGAAGUGUAUUCAGUUUCCUUUUUCACAAAUGGAGGCCUAAGCAAAAAUGCCAUUACCUCUUGCAGCAGUUACUAGAAGGCAGCACAGAAAGCCUAAAAAAGAUAGCUCAACCUUUUGUACCUACAGCCUUAGAUAUUGUUAGGUAGCCAUUCAAUUUUCUUUGCAUUGUGUGUGAGAUGAAUAUUUCUUGAGACUUUUUUGUUUGCUUUACUAAAGAAAUCAACGAAGAAAAAAAAAACCCUCAAAAAACAAAACAAACAAAAAACACCCUGUAACUCAUGUGAAGCAUGCAGGGUGUUGUAAUUUCAGUUUGCAAAGCGGUGUGAUACAAUGUUGCUGAGCCAAAAGCACACGAUAGAUUUAAUGUAGCCAAUUGUGUACUUUUGAAAAAAAGAGUAACUGUUCCCUGUGAGUUAAUUUUGGAUUUUUUCAAAAUCUCUCUUUUAGGCUUUGUGCUGGAUUCUUCCAGACAAAUGCGUAUUCCAUGUGGGCCACUGUUCUGCUAAAUGCUCUCAGUUCUCCUUUUGCAAUCAAGAUUAUGUUGCUAAGGAGAUUUUGCUUUUAUUGGUGCCAUUGAUUUGUGUUAAUACGUUUUGAAUACCUCUCCGUAUUCUUCCGCAGACAAGGCCAAAAGAAAAACUUCCCCGAGUUUCCCAAUUUACAUCACAAAUGGAGCGGUGGUGUAAUGAAGCCGAUAUAAAGUGGGCAGUUGAAAGGGAACUAAAGAAGGGCACUCAAGUGAGAAAUGAAGAACUGUGCCGAGUGUAGUCUGUGGGCUGCCUUCGGUCCAGCUGCAGGAACUGGCUCUGGCCAGAGGUAGAGUGAGUGAGCACCUCCCCUCUGCAAAGACCACCCACUUUUUGGAGCGCAAGGCUGCAUACCAUAGAUGACCUCACUGACUCAUAUGGGGCCAUUAAAACAGUGAGAAACUCUUUUCUGAAGUGGCAAAGAGAUGGUUCAACUCUCUUUCCGAAUCCUUCCUGGUGCGUGACUGAGGCUAGACUUCCUACACCUUAUGACCUGAAGUUGUCCUUUAAAGGAAGCCCUGUGGAUGAACCAGUUUUGGCUGUGAGGAUUAGCAUAUUCAUAAUUGUUGGGAAGGCUCUAGGUGAGAAAGACCUUAACUGGGUUGUGAAAUUGAAGGUUUUAGUUAUAUGCUCCUUACUUGGUAUCAUGUUCCAGACUUCCAAGACUCUCUUUGCUAUAAAGCUGAGUGGAAGGAGGAUCCAAUUCGGUCUUGAGCCAGUGGACUGACUUGCUUAGGUUGCAGUACCUGAAGGUGCUAGGGACUUCCUUUUAUGGCACAUCUUACACACCCUUUUAGUGGUUGACAUCGUUCAGACAGUCUGGCAUUGAUGCGUGUGGCUUUGUUUUGUUUUUGUGUUCAGCACAAAUACUGCACUGAUAUAACUUGAAGAGAGUUUAGACAUUUUCAAUUAGAAAUGUCAGAAAUCUAGAAACUAGGAAGAAAAAUUGCUACACGAGUCUCCGCAAAUUUAAAAUUGAUCACAAGGGAAGUAUCUCAAGUAUUAAAAGGACAAGCCUGUGUGAUUUGGAGGUGAGAAAUGACUGUUCCUGGUCAAAACAAGUAAUUACAUCAGUAAAAACUCUAAACUAGUAGUUCUUUAAUAUUGAAUGAUCUGGGCAAGAAGCAUAAAUUGCAAAGGCAUUCUUCUACCAGGGGGAAAUACGAAAUUUAUUAAAAAGACAUCUGAAAAGGAAAUUCUUAAUUCUUGUACUUAUUGUACCUUUUCAUUAGUUGUUUCCCCCAGAAGAUGCUUGUUGGCUACUGUGCGUCAUAGAUAAAAUCCCAAUUUCCAGACUAUAUCCGGUAAGAAUUUUUCUUACAAUCAAAAACCUUGGUAUAUACAUAUUUGUGGAUGUUUUUCCCUCUGUGAUAUUUAUAAAGCUUUUUUUUUAAAGCUUACCUAUAGCUUAAAGACUAAAGUUGAAAAGUACGGGGAUGAAUUUAAAUCUUCGGCCUUGUGUUUCUGACUGUAUUUAUCAAAGGUUUCUAUGCUACCAUUCAAUGCUGGAAUCCUAAAAUUGAGAAUUUGUAAAAAUGAGGAAAAUGGCUAAGACUUCAUUAUAGGUGAAAAGCAUUGAGAAACACAAGUAUUUUUAUAUAUUGAGAGCUUUUUUCUUUCCACUGAAAAUGACUUUUACGUUACUUUAUUUUUUAUUUUUUUUAAUGUUUAUUUCUGAGAGAGAGAGAGCAAGCAGGGGAGGGGCAGAGAGAGAGGGAGACAUAGAAUCCGAAGCAGGCUCCAGGCUCUGAGCUGUCAGCACAGAGCCCGACGCAGGGCUCAAACUCACAGACCGUGAGAUCAUGACCUGAGCGAAAGUCGGACGCUCAACCGACUGAGCCAUCCCAGUGCUCCAACAUUAUUUUAAACUUUAGAAUUCUCAUACUUGGACAGCCUGACCUGAAGAGGCAGGCAAACCUGUUCUGUUCAUGUACAUAAGACAUAAUCAUUAUAGUCUUACUCUGUGCAUCAAGCAUGUACCAAAAACUCUUGUGAAGUUAUUUUCCAAAUAUAGGUAAAAUUUACCAGAAGUAUUAUAAGAUUGAUGGACUCUGAUAAGCCAGCUCUUUAUAGUCAGUCUUCUGUUUAUAACAUGCUACUACUACCUUCUGGAAGGUAAUUUUGUAAAAGAACACAGGUGUAAAACCAACCACUCUGCCUUGACUGACUAGUAUUUCUUCUGCAUACUACUUAGGGCAAAGAUGAGUUGGAUUAUUUAUAAAUGCAUGGUGUGUGUGUAAAUACUGUCAAAAUCAUCGACAAUUUGGCUGGAAAAAGAGCUCUGACGAAAGGAUAUGUGUAGGAAAUAAAUUACCUUCUUUUCCAGUUUUGUCAUUAGUGAGUGGGUCUUGCUUUUUAGCCAUAGCUUACAGACUUUUUUUUUUUUUUAAUGUAGAAUAUCGGAUCUGGAAGAAACCCCAAAGAUGUCCUAUGGGGGGUGUGCAUUAGAAUCAACUGGGGAGUAUUUUCGUUUUUCUUUUACCCAUGACUAUAUCCCCACCCAACCCCCAUUAGAAUUGGGAGGAGAGGCAAGGAGAGCAUGUAUAUUUUGAAAAGUGUUCUCAAUUAUGGUAAGACAUUUUCCCUUCCCAUUCUAACUUUAUAAUGACCUAGGCAGGUUGUCACUUGUCUACACUCUUAGAUGGUUAGUGAUAGUACCAGGACUAAAAUCCCUAGUUCACAAAUGUGGGGUCUGUCUUGCAGUAAAUGCUAUAAAUAGAGUCUUUUUUACAAACUUAGUGAUUUUUUUUAAAAAAAUCCAAGAAGUUACCAUUUGAAAUCCAGAAAGCAUUAUCAAAAUUGAUUCUUUGUCGCAGAAAGAGUAUCAUCUAAAGCAAAUUAUUCGAGCAAAAAGUUCUCAAAAUUUCUUAGGUCCAAAGUGAGGAAAUUUUAGCUCUAGCUCCUGCCCAACCUGAGAGCUGUGACUUAGACAUUUAGUUAUUUAUUGCUGAUCCGUGUGAAAACAUUCAGAAUGGCUGGCAGCCUCCCAGGCCCGAGUUAAACAUUCUACGGCCUGACGAGACUGCUGGGUAGCCAACUUCACAUCAAAUUAAACACAUUCUCUUCAUGAUGAAUAGCUUGGAACCCAAAAACUUGAUUUCGUUACAAAAAAUGCAAGGGGUGUGUUGUUUUCUAAAUUAAAAUUAUUUUAUGUGUUAGUGCCACCAUUCUGGUUGUGAUUGUCAGGUGUAUUUUCUUCCAUGGUGGUGAGAUGGAAGAGAAAUGGACAACGAGGGACUUUUGGUACUAAUAAAAUUAAAAAAAGGACUCCAACAAGGUUGGACACAAUGUGGCCCAGAGAUGAACAUUCAUGAAUUUUGUAUUGAAAAGAUUUACAUUUCAUUAACAUUUUAAAUUACAAAGGCAGGUCUACAAAUACCGAUUUGUAUGUGUGUGUUCUCAUUGCAUUUUCCAAGCAAACAGUGAAUAAUGUAAUGCUAACUUAACUAUAUCCUGUUUCCUUACCAUUAAUUUCCCUCUUUAUUUAUUUUCUCUCCCGCCCCCCCUUUUUUUCUUUUUAUUUUAAAGUGUGAGUUAACUAUAAUGUGUAGCAACAUUAAUUUCAGUGAACCCUGCUUUACAUUUGCUAUAGAUCUACGCAUGUAAACUUCAUGUACUCUUCUUCCCUAUGUAACAAAUGCUUGGGGAUAAUGAAGUGUAGUCUGAGCAUCAUUGCUCAGCUAUGUAGUAAACCCAUUCUCCACAGACUUGCCACUCUAGUUCUGCAUCCACGUAGAUAGAAAUCAAUUGUCUUGAUAAGGAGUGACAAUAUAAAAAUGGAAUGUUCGACAAUUAAUGUUCACUAGGGACUAGAAAUUCGACUUCAGCUUGCCAUUCUUUUAAACAUCUUAUACUUUGGGAAGUUCUGUGAAGUUACAAGAGAUUUGAAAGGGUUGUGGAGGAAAUAGCAACUGACUAAUGUAAUGAAUUGAAAUGUUGGAACUAAGAACUCUAUGCUGGAGGGGCUGGCUGGCCAGCAGGCUGCCAGUGUAGGGUAAUUGACAAGCAGGUGCCUGAGAGAUGAGAGGAAAGACCCUAGUUUAGUUAUUGGCAUCAGUAAUAAUGACAUUGUGGCUCUAGGCGGUGACUGAAGAAGAAAGUAGUCUAUCAUAUGAAUUUGAAGUGUGAAUUAUUCAAUUGCAGAAAGUUAUAGUGUCUAAAAUUGUUUUUACUGACUGAAAGUCCUUUGACUGGAAUCUCCCAUUUAAGGACUUGUUCUUGUACAGCUUGAAAAUUUAGCAGCUUAAAAAAACAUAGCAGUUGUAGGUAUAUUUUUGAGGAAACUAUAAACUUUAAAAAUCACAGAAUUUUUAAUAGUUUUUAUGAAUGUGCUUUUCCUUUGAAUGCUUCGAGCACUCAGAUUCUUACAUAGUUUGGGAUUCUCUUCUCAAAGAAGCAGGCGUCAGCGAAGAUAGAGCCUUUUGAUGUAGGAUUGCUGAGCUCAACGUUGUCUCUCUUACGGUAAUGGUCUUCUUGCAGCAGUAUGGAGCCCCUAAAACUAUGCUUCAGGUGUGUUCUACCUGAAUGCCGCAUUUUUUUUUUCAAUAUAUGAAAUUUAUUGUCAAAUUGGUUUCCAUACAACACCCAGUGCUCAUCCCAAAAGGUGCCCUCUUCAAUGCCCAUCACCUCCCCUCCCCUCCCUCCCACCCCCCAUCAACCCUCAGUUUGUUCUCAGUUUUUAAGAGUCUCUUAUGCUUUGGCUCUCUCCCACUCUAACCUCUUUUUUUUCCCCCCUCCCCC
Panthera uncia (snow leopard) is the source of this 13272-nucleotide messenger RNA. RefSeq names its product cysteine rich hydrophobic domain 2 (gene CHIC2). The record is from RefSeq and is a predicted model, not a curated record. The transcript is spliced from 6 exons. The coding region runs from base 399 to 896 and encodes 165 amino acids. NCBI's taxonomy places the organism in Eukaryota, Metazoa, Chordata, Mammalia, Carnivora, Felidae.